ACCGUUUGUGUUUGUCCUUUAAAUUUGUUUGAAAAAGUUAUUCUACCUGCUCAGAAUAGUGUGACAUACUAAAAUCGUUCAUUGCAAAGCAAAACUAACUUCAACGAAAUUACGAAAAAAAACAUUUUUUUGAAACGACUGUGUGUUGCUGGAGAUAAUAUUGAAAAUGGAAACAAACAACGAACAUAUCGAUUCGUCGGCUCGCCGUUACCGUACUGCAUUCACUCGUGAACAGUUGGCGCGAUUGGAAAAGGAAUUUUACAAGGAAAACUAUGUAUCACGACCACGUCGCUGUGAACUGGCCGUUCAACUCGGUCUUCCUGAAUCAACCAUCAAGGUUUGGUUCCAAAACCGACGCAUGAAAGACAAACGUCAACGGAUUGCCGUUGCUUGGCCAUACGCAGCCGUCUAUGCUGAUCCAAAUUUUGCAGCCUCGUUGCUUCAGGCGGCAGCCAAUUCAGUCAGCAUGCCAUACUACGCACCCAACCCAAUGAUUCCACAAAUGCCAGUGAUUCCAUCGUCACAAAUUUCAGCGGCUGCAGCAAAUCCAUACACAUACGGCUACCGAUACUCACCAUACCAGAUUCCACAUCGAAACCCAACCAGCAUUCCACCUCAUUCACUCUCAUCACCAUUAUCAACACCCCCUAGCGGGCCAAUUUUUUCGAGAGGAGAUCUUGGAAAUGGUUUGAACAGCUCGUUUGGAAGUGAUUAUUUACAUAGCCCAAGCUCACCACUAUCUCCACUAUCUAUGUCACCUGUGUCAGAGAAAAAUUUCCAAGAUUCACAACCGCCCAUGCUCCAUCAAAUCAGUCACAACAACAAUAACAUCGGCGAAACAACGAUAAUCAAAUCGGAGAAGCCAAAAUUAUUCAAGCCUUACAAAUCGGAGGAAUGAAAACAUAUUUCUGUUCAUGAAAUUAUAUGACUUAAAUUGUGAAAAUGUGUCAUUUUCAACGUCUGCAUCAUAAUUAUUUCGUUGAUUCUGUAAAUAGUGUACAUUUAGUAUUGUUAAGUGUUUUUUAUGUUUUAGUAAAAUGCUUUAAAA
Molecule: messenger RNA, 1048 nt
Organism: Sitodiplosis mosellana (orange wheat blossom midge)
Lineage: Eukaryota; Metazoa; Arthropoda; Insecta; Diptera; Cecidomyiidae
Product: segmentation protein even-skipped-like
Exons: 2
Coding region: 167-898 (243 amino acids)
Biological process (GO): regulation of transcription by RNA polymerase II
Cellular component (GO): nucleus
Molecular function (GO): DNA-binding transcription factor activity, RNA polymerase II-specific; RNA polymerase II cis-regulatory region sequence-specific DNA binding
Source: RefSeq, a predicted model, not a curated record